UACAUAUGUAGAAGCGACUCAGUUUCGUUUUAAACUCUGAGUGUAACACAACUAACUGAGAAUAUAUUUAAUAAACACUAUAUUCAUACACAUGCACCCCAAUGAUGAUAAUUAAGUGUUUUCUAGUAGUGCUUUUGGCAUCUUUCUGUUUGGGCGUCAAUACCACUUUAGACGAUCUUAUUUCGGAGAUUUUUAAAACAGACAGUUCCACACAAGGAACACCAACACCUCCUUUACAGCCUUCGACCCCUACACAACCUUCGACCCCUACACAAAUCAAAUAUGAGUCAUGCGGUAUUCAGAAGGAAUGUGUGCCUCGAUGGUUAUGUGCAAACGAUACGAUAAAUACUAGUGGAGAAAAUAUAAUAGACAUUCGAAUUGACGGACCUUGCUCAAAUUAUUUGGAACUAUGUUGCGAAAUUCCCAACAAGAGAGAUAAACCAGAUAUAUCGGUCGAACCUAUUGAUCGGGGCUGUGGAUACCAGAACCCUAACGGAAUUGGCUUCAAAAUAACGGGAGCAAUUGAUCAAGAAGCGGAAUUCGGAGAGUUCCCGUGGAUGGUUGCAAUUUUAAGGGAAGAGUCUCAACUUAACUUAUAUGAAUGUGGAGGCGCUUUAAUAGCCCCAGACGUUAUACUGACAGCGGCCCAUUGUGUUCAUAACAAGGAUGCAAAAUCUCUCAUCGUGCGGGCUGGUGAAUGGGAUACGCAAACGAAAGUAGAAAUAAUUCCGCAUGAGGAUCGUUAUGUGAAGGAUAUAAUAUAUCACGAACAGUUUAAUAAGGGAUCUCUUUAUAAUGAUGUUGCCCUACUUUUCUUGGAAGUCCCAUUUAGCUUCAAAUUGAACAUUCAACCUAUAUGCCUACCGAAUAAAGGGGAGGAGUUCGAGCUAGACCGCUGUUACGCAACGGGUUGGGGAAAGAAUAAAUUUGGAAAGGAGGGCGAAUACCAAGUUAUUUUGAAAAAAAUAGACUUGCCUGUCGUUGAAAAUGUACAAUGCCAAAACAAUUUACGCGAAACACGGCUUGGAAGGCAUUUUAUAUUGCAUGAUAGCUUUAUGUGUGCUGGAGGAGAAAAGGGUAAGGACACCUGUAAAGGCGAUGGUGGCUCACCCUUAGUGUGCCCAAUUAAAGGUCAACCAAACCGAUUUAAAUCUGCUGGCAUUGUUGCGUGGGGUAUAGGUUGUGGUGAAGAGAAUAUACCUGGUGUAUAUGCAAAGGUUUCGUAUUUACGACCAUGGAUAGAUCAAAAACUUGCCUUGCGACAAGUUGAUCCUAAAUACUUUACAGCUUAACCGAUUAAUCAUUUAAAAUACAAUUUGUAUCAAUUUUGUUCAAUGAACUGUGCAACAAUAAAUUUUCAAAAUAAUAAA
Molecule: messenger RNA, 1370 nt
Organism: Drosophila hydei
Lineage: Eukaryota; Metazoa; Arthropoda; Insecta; Diptera; Drosophilidae
Product: phenoloxidase-activating factor 2
Exons: 4
Coding region: 102-1292 (396 amino acids)
Biological process (GO): proteolysis
Molecular function (GO): serine-type endopeptidase activity
Source: RefSeq, a predicted model, not a curated record